AUUGUUCUAUAUUCGUAAAUAAGAACAUUCGGGGCCCAGUCCUUCUUUGAUGCGCUUGGAUCGCUGAACCCCUGUCUCUGUUCAACAUUGUAUGUAGGUGAAGAAUUUGUAAGUCACUGUGCUGCACACCGCGGUAACAACAAUCUCUUCUAAGAUGAGCUGUCAUCUCAUGACUUCUAAUACUAGGUCCACCCACUAAUGACUAUGCCUAUUUAUACAGCUUAGAAUUUGUAAUGAGAGGCUUAGUUUGAGAGGAUACCUGGAUUUUGCAAGGAAAUAAAUACUAACAAGUGUCUAAGUCCAAAGACAGAGAAGCACAGGAGCUUCUUGGAUCAGUAGUUCAGUUCCAGCUCUGGCUGCCGCAAUGCCUCUCCUGGAAGAAAACUCUCUACCCAGGGACCUUCCCCUGACUCUGCCCGUUGUCAUUAUUGGCAAUGGUCCAUCAGGAAUAGGCUUGUCUUACUUGCUCUCUGGGUACCGGCCCUAUUUAGCUGCAGAAGCUGUGCAUCCAAACCCUAUUCUCUUGAGUAAACUUGAAGAAGCUAAACAUCUUUCUAUCAUUGAUCAGGAUUUAGAAUACCUCAGUGAAGGCUUGGAGGGCCGGUCGUCCAAUCCCGUGGCUGUACUCUUUGACACACUCCUGCACCCAAACGCUGACUUCGGAUAUGAGUAUCCGUCAGUCCUGCAGUGGAGACUGGAGAAACAGCAGCACAUCCCUCACCUGGUGCUGGGGAAACGUACUCCCGGAGGAGCCUGGCACGCAAUGGAAGGUUCCAUGUUGACCAUUAGUCUGGGUAUCUGGAUGGAGCUCCCUGGCUUCAACUACAGAGACCUGACACAAGGAAAACGAAGAAAUGUAAACAAUGACAGAGCAACUCCUGAGGAAAUCUCAUCUUACUACAAGAACUACAUCAAGCUGAUGGGUCUCCAGAAGAACUUUGUGAACAACACCUAUGUCACGUCUAUCCUGAAACCUCAUCGAGGUCAGGAGGAAGAAAUUGAUAACGAAGGGAGAGAAGCAGUCGAGUCCAAACCGCAACUGGCAGAGAAAGAGAAUGGCCCAACAGAGUUCGCUCAGGCUGUCUGGGAAGUGAGAGGCUAUCAGAGAGUUCAAGAUGGUUCACACGUGCCUUUCUGCUUUUGUGCUGAGAAUGUGGUCCUUGCAACAGGGGCAUCCGAUUCUCCUGCCAGGCUGGAUGUCGAAGGGGAAGACUUACCUUUUGUAACCCACUGCAUCACUGACUUGGGAGCUGCCAUUAGCAAAAGAAGCCUAAGCCAGUCUUCUGAUCCACUGUUGAUUGUUGGGGCAGGACUCAGUGCAGCAGAUGCAGUAUUAUGUGCCUACAAAAAUAACAUCUCUGUCCUUCAUGUCUUUAGAAAACGGGUGGAUGACCCCAGCUUGAUCUUCAAGCAGCUUCCAAAGAUGCUCUAUCCAGAGUACCACAAGGUCUACCACAUGAUGUGCACGCAGUCUCCUGCUGCCACUUCCAUCUUAUAUCCAGACUACAGCAGUUUCCCUGAACACUGUGUGGUCUCAUUUCAACCUGACAUGAAGUGUGUCCUUCAAAGUGCCAGUAGUUUUCAGGUUUUCAAGAUCUCCAUGGCCUUGGUGCUGAUCGGCACCCAUCCCAACCUGUUUUUCAUGAAAGAUCAAGGGAAAUACCUGGGCCUCGACCCCAACAAGGCAAUCUCUUGUAAACAUAAUCCCUUAGACAUUCAUCCUUACACAUUUGAAUGCACAAAAGAGGCAAAUCUUUUCUCUAUGGGCCCACUGAUUGGAGAUAAUUUUGUACGCUUUCUUAAAGGAGGUGCACUGGGCAUCACAAGUUGUUUGGUAAAAAGGCUUAAGAAGAAGGGGAAGUUGACUGCAGAUGGGAGAGGUGGGGGUGGAAUAGCCUAAGGGCUAUUGCACUCUUGCCUAUUCAAGAGGCAUACUUGAUCGUAGUCAACUGCAGUAACAUAAUGUUCUUGCACUCAGCUACACAAGCUAUACUGUAUUUUUUACAAGACUUACAUUUUUUAGUAAUUGUUCACCGACUUAAAAUAAUGGGGACAAAUAUGCACUAAAACAGGUUCUUCAUCUUCAGCUGUUAUUUAAAAAAUUACAUAAAAAGUUCCAUUUUCAAAUACAUUUAUUUGAUCAGACCAAAGGGUUAUAGGAACCAAACCAUAAUGUAAUUUCUACAGUAUAUUAAUUAAAAAUGUAUAUUUGUUUAACAUGUUACUGAACAGCUUAGUAUCUAAAUUGUAACAAAAAACAACUGAAAAGAUAGGGUGCCAAACAUGAACUAUUUGGGGGGGGGGACUGAUUUGCAUGCUUAACAAAAGUCUAUCAAACAUGACUAGUGUCAUUACAACAUAAAACCAAUAUGUCAUGAUGGUGUUUUGAUAUCUUAACACUUGAAAAGUGCUCCAAUGUAUUUUGUAUGUUUCACUUUACUCAUUCAAAAUGGACAGUUGUAGUGCUUCAAAUAAUUACUAAAUCAAAACCUAUUGAAAAAAAAUGUAUAUUUAUAAACAAGAAAUAUCAUAUUAACAUGGAUUUCUUAAAUGGGGAAUACAUCCCAUAUUUAUAUUUGAACUACACAUACUGCAAUUUGAAAAAUAAUAUAUCUGUUUAUUGUCUGCAAUAGUUAAUUGUAAGCUGA
This is a messenger RNA of Polyodon spathula (Mississippi paddlefish), 2648 nucleotides long. Its product is annotated as oxidative stress-induced growth inhibitor 2-like. Lineage: Eukaryota; Metazoa; Chordata; Actinopteri; Acipenseriformes; Polyodontidae. The transcript has 6 exons. The record is from RefSeq and is a predicted model, not a curated record. The coding region runs from base 365 to 1900 and encodes 511 amino acids.